UUGGCCUUCAUCCUUCUCCCGCCGUGGUGGACGGGGCCACGGACUCCUGGAUCGAUGCCGCCGACGACGUGGCAGGCAGUGUGGUGGGCGGCCCCUGUGGUGUGGGGCUUUCCGGUUGACCAGUGGUAGUGGCUGCCUGUGGCUGGGGGCCUUCUGACUCGGGCUGCUCCUCGGUGGUGGCGUCGACCGACGACCCGGCCGCCGCUUCCGAUGCACUGCUGGCGGAUGGGCCGCCCUGCCCUUGGCCCUGGUCGUCGGCGCCGUUGCCGCCUGCGGGGUGCAGGUGCAGCGACGCUGGCAUCCUGCUCAGGCCGUAUCACUGAGUGAGACACACCAUAGACAGCAGCACAGAGGAAGACUUCCUUGAGGGCGGCUGUAAGGGCCGACUUGGCUUACCAGCUCUGGGUAGGGUGGUCUUGAUCUGAAUGGCGUUGAAUCUGCGUCUCAUGUCGGUGGGAUGGUCGGGGUCCUGACAGACAGACACAGACAGACAGAGACAGAAAGCGGCAUCCUUGCCACACCUGUCCGUCAGGUGUGGCUCACUCACUGACCGGUUGGAUUGGGUACACCGGAUGAAGGCGGGGUCUAUCUCCUCCAUGAACGAAGAAUUUGAAAUCAUACUCGGCGAUGCGACGAGGCACCGCAUGCACGAAGCACCUGCAUGAACGACAGACAGACAGACAGACAGACAGAGUGCACUGUCUAUGUGUUUGCUCUCUGUGUUGUGGUUGCCUACUUUCGGCUGCGGCACCAUUUCAUCCUCACUGGGUCUUGCCACGGCGUGGCGGACCGUCUUGCGUCAACCUCCUCCGGUGUGUCUCUUCCCCCAUAUUUUGGUCCCCCAUCAUUUUCAACGAUCCUCACGCUGAUGUCGACGGUCUUCCCGUCCUGGUCCCACACAAACACGACCUUGUCCUUCUCUUUCUUCCCUAGCUCCCGAGCAAUACGCGCCCGCCACAAUCGCUGGAUGUCGGUGGCCCCAAUGUCGCGAGACUUCAUGAUCCCUAUAAUCUGCCACCAUCGGUCCACGGCAGCCACAAACAGGUGAGGCGGUGCCAUCGACGUCUGUGUGUGUGUGUGUCGGGUGCUGGCUGACUGACCAUGAUUUCUUUUUCCAGCCAUCUCAUGGUCAGGACGCGACGCCGGCAGGCUUGGAUGUGUG
Vitrella brassicaformis is the source of this 1162-nucleotide messenger RNA. NCBI's taxonomy places the organism in Eukaryota, Vitrellaceae. The record is from the annotation of a GenBank genome assembly.